This is a messenger RNA of Cyprinodon tularosa, 4853 nucleotides long. It is a transcript of the gene spag1a, whose product is annotated as sperm associated antigen 1a. Gene Ontology annotation, molecular function: protein binding. Gene Ontology annotation, cellular component: cytosol. Gene Ontology annotation, biological process: axonemal dynein complex assembly. NCBI's taxonomy places the organism in Eukaryota, Metazoa, Chordata, Actinopteri, Cyprinodontiformes, Cyprinodontidae. Bases 129 to 1274 code for a protein of 381 amino acids. The record is from RefSeq and is a predicted model, not a curated record. The transcript is spliced from 7 exons.
CAUGACAUCACUUCUGACACCUCCGAGAGGAGGUGUGUCCAGGAGAAAUCCCUCAUCCAGUCCACAGAUGUAGCUGCAGAGGGAGAAAGGAGGAAGAGUUUGGACGCACUGCGGAGGGGAGCUCAGCCAUGGGGAACGCGCAGGAUAAACCCCCCGGCAGCAGCGGAGGAGGAGCGACCCCCAGGCGGGGACAGGAGAACCUGCAGGCUCCCAGAGCUGCUGGAAAGGAGGUGGCAAACGGCGCACCGAGAGAAAAACGCCGAGAAGGAGAGGCAGAGGAGCAGAAGCAGCAGUCGGAAAGCUCAGGAGGGGAUAGGAGUUACCUGGAUGCUCCGGCUGGAGCUUUACCUCCUCACCUGGCCCGGCUGAAGAAUGAAGGAAACCACCUCUUUAAAAAUGGCCAGUUUGGAGACGCGAUAGAGAAGUACUCCCUGGCUAUAGAUGGAUGUUAUGAGGCAGGCAUUGACAGCCCAGAAGAUCUGAGUAUCAUCUACUCCAACAGAGCUGCUUGUUACCUGAAGGAUGGAAAUAGCAGAGACUGCAUACAAGACUGCGACAAGGCUUUAGAGCUGCAGCCUUUCUCCUUAAAGCCCUUGUUGCGCAGAGCCCUAGCCAAUGAGUCACUGGAACGCUACAGGAAGGCCUACGUAGAUUACAAGAUGGUACUGCAGAUCGACAACGGGGUGCAGGCAGCUCAUGAUAGCAUCCACAGAAUUACCAAGGCGCUCAUUGAGCAGGACGGGCCUGAAUGGAGAGACAAGCUGCCGGAGAUCCCUGUUGUGCCUCUGUCCAUCCAGCAGCAGCACAGAGAGAAACCAGUCAGCAUUGAGCUGGCCCAGGCGCGAGCCGCCAGGGCUGCACAGGAGGAAGCUAGAAGAAAAGAGGCUUCCUUCACUUUACUCAAACAUGAAGGCAACAGUUUGGUGAAGAAGGGACAUUUCCAGGAGGCCCUGGAGAAGUACAGUGAAUGUCUCUCCAUAAAACCUGAUGAAUGUACCGUUUACACAAACAGAGCAAUUUGUUUCCUUAAACUAAAUCGGUAUGAAGAGGCCAAACAGGACUGUGACUCUGCACUGCAGAUGGAUCCAGCCAACAAGAAAGCCUUCUACAGACGGGCGCUGGCUUUUAAGGGACUGCAGGAUUACCUGUCAGCCAGCGGCGACCUCCAGGAGGUCCUCCAGCUGGACCCCAAAGUCCACGAGGCUGAGCAGGAGCUUGAAGAGGUGACGUGUCUACUGAGGCAAAGCUUGAUAGACAAGACUGAACACACAUGAGGCUUAAACUCAGAACAAAUGUUCAGUGGCACCAACACAGCUCCACACAUUUAGGGAAGUCUGUAUGAAAUGGAUUGAAAAAAUUGCACACAAGUUUUUACAAGAAAUCAAAAAAGUUAUGAAAAAAAUCUGAUCAACCCCUGCAGACAUGGUGACACUUCAUUGUGCACAGGUGGAGACUGCACAAUGGCAUGCUAGAAGUUGGGGUCUUCAGGUAUAUUUAAGCUUUUUCUGUAUUGAUCAGAGCAAAAAGAGAAUAACUUUUCAACUGAAAAGAAGUUAACACAUAUAUUUCCAACUAUUUCAAUAAAAAUAAGCAGUAUAUAUUUUUUUCUUAUUUUAAAAGGUACAAAAAGAAUCAACAUGUAUCAUUGUUGCAACAUUUUUACCACAUUCUGAUGUUAUCUUGUUAGUGCUUGUUUUAAAUCUACAGUUCAAAUCCGACAUGUCCUGUAAAUCAGCUUCAUAAAAAAACAGGGACAUGUACCUCUUAUUUUUUCAAUUCAGAUCUUGUUGAUUUUGCAAAGUAUGGUUGACUGUUGUGAAUAAUAAUAUGUGCCUAAGCUUGAACUUUCAGGCAGAAAGACAAAACACAUAGAAGCACUAUUCCAGGUGUUAUUUCUUUAAUGAAAGACAAGGGUUAAAGAUAAUAGCUCCUUAAGUUGAGUCGUAUAAGAGAGAAACACACCUAAGCAGAUGAGAGGUAAUUCUCCCAGUUUUUGAGCGUAUAGAAUUAAUACUACAGAAUUAUUCACAAUAGAGGUUAUUUCAGUUGCUUUGGGUGAAGAGUGGCGAGGGUAAAGGCAGAAAGGUUUAUUAGAAGGAGAACAUAAAGUUGUUGGCAGCAGCAGUAAGUCUGGUACCCAUUUUAAGGAAAAUGUCACACCUUAAAAAAAAAAAAAGUACAGCAUGUCUUCCAGCAUCUUAAGAAGAUAGCAGCAUAGCUACAGAGAUAGCUGAGGAUACCCUAAGCCACUGUACCUUAUAAGCUUUACUGAAAAGGAAACUUAAGCCUACUUUUGGUCCUCAUGGACUAAAACUGGAAGUUGGUUCACAUGAGAUGAACCUAAAAACUAAAAGAUCUGCCUCCAAAUCAACUUUAAAGAAAUAUAAACCACUAGCCCGGUGAGAAGGAGCUCACUCAGAACUUAUCGAGUAAUCAAACCUCUGACCUACAAUGGAGCUUGUCCAUUUAGAGCUUUAAGUAGGAUCCCACAGAUAAGAUUUUGGCUGGCCAUUGACAGCCAUUUGCAAUACCUGGAUAUUUGGCCCAGCUGUUUUUAUGCCUCACUGUAGAAGCCCUUUUCCAGUUAUCAGUGGACUAAAAAGGGAGAAUGACAGCCAGUUACUCUGAAGCGCAAUGAAUAACCAGCUUCUCAGCAUUACCGGUACAUGUCUUGUGUAAUGCACAACUGCUCUGCACACCGCUUACAAAACAGGAUGCUUAAUUUGAAAAAGCUAACGUCAAGGUAUGUGUAAUCUGCCUGCAGUUUUUAUCAUUACCAUUGUGACGUAAACUAUUGUACAGUUACAUGUGAAAGACAUUAAAUUUCUGUUAUGUGUGGAUUAAAGGAGGAAGGAGAGAGUGGACAUUGUGUGCCUUACUGAAAUUUCUAACACACUUAGGAUAAAAUACAAAAAGAUUAAAGCAUUUUAGUUUGAGAGAUGUUUAUUUCAUUGAGCUGGAAAUAAUGGAGGGAAACUAAUCAGAUAUAUUUUAUACUGGUGUAGAUUGUAACACACUGAGAAGAAAGAGAUGAGUAGUGUUUUACUGAGCCAUGUAAAAAAAAAAGGGAAUUUACUUCUAAUUCUUGACAUUUUGGGUACAGGUCACUUAACAGAUUGUAGAUCUUUAAUUAUUAUAAGCGUUUUUUUUUUUUUUUUAGACAGAUGUAGUAAUUAGAUUAUAGUAGAUGAGAAAAAAAGUGUUUUGCUCUUCUAGAUCCCCUUAGAGACAUUUGGGUCAAUUUUUUACAAGCUCUCUAAGACCUGUGAUUUGUUGAUACAAGGAACAACAAUACAGACACACAAAAUGUCCUUUUGUUUCUUGAUGAAGUUUUUUGGCCUGUGAAUCACCUGGUGCAGCUAUCAACAUUAACUCUUUAAAACAAAACAGCCUAUUAGUUACAUUUAAUUUCUCUUCAAUUGAUUUGAAUUUAAAAUGCAUUAAAUUCAUCUUAAGUUAUAGGGCUGAUACGAAAAUAGUUUAACGUUAAAUAUUGCUUUCAAACUUGCCCUAGAUCAAACGGAUUUCAGUAAAAACAAUUAGCUAUGCAAUUUAAGAGAUACAACUAUUUAAAAGGGGUGUUAUUUUUAAUUGCUUGCCACAAAUGACCAAUAACCAGUGUGUACAAACAGUAUAUCAGAGUAAUCACACCCUUUUCAUCAUUCAAAUUAUAUUUUGGAGCUUUAUCUUUGAUGAUGAACCAGGAAGGCCUCCUUGUCAUCGACCUAAUCUUUAGUUCCCACUAUCCUCUCAUUCAAAUGGAUUCAAAUUCAGACCAACAGCCUCUAAAAUCCAGUUAGACAGGGGGGGAAAAAAAGGUUGUGACUUACCAGAUUGCUUCAUAGUAAAAUCUUCCAGCGAUAUUACCAUCAUUAUAGGCUUAUCUUGAGAACAGGAGGGAUGAAAUAGGAUUGCUUGACUUGGUUACUCAGAAAUGGUCAUAAAACCUCCUCGAUGAGUCAGGUUUGGUGAACUAAAUAGGGGGAUAAGGAUGUUUGGUGCAUCUGUAAAAAGCCCUGUGGUUGCUUUAAGUACAACGUGUGUACAGGAUCAUAUUUACCUACACCAAGAUCACAGUAGACAUAAUCAAAAAGCAAAAGCAUUAGCACUGAGGUUGAGAAUACACAUGGAGAAUCUGAAAGUCGCAAUAUAAAAUGUUUAUCCCUCUGGGGAACGCCAGUAUUUAAUAAAUUAAAUAUUUUAUAUAAAAGUUGAUGGUGUGGAUCAACCUCUCAUCAUCAUACACCAUUUAAAAAUAACAGUACACUGCACACAUGAAAACCUUGGAUAUUAACAUUAAGAGCCAAACAAACAAUACUUAAGCUAUACUUUAAAAAGCCUGGGAAGGUUUUUAAACAGCCAGGCAACACAUAUUUCUACCCAAUUUUUACUGCAUCAUUGCAUAGGAAUAAUUUGUUACCCUGACCUGAAUUACUCUGGAUAAACUAUACACAUGCCAUUCAGAUAUGGUGCUUUUCUAAAAAAAAAAAUAAAAAUAAAAAACUAAAAAAAAACAAGGGACUUUUUUUGACAACUUAAAAUCAAAUGACCUGCACUGAGGCAAAAUAAAAGACUUAAGCUUUGAAAGUAAACCACAGAGGGCUAAAGAAAAAAAUCUAAUUUCUGAAAGAGAAUACAUCUAGUUGACAUACUUAACAGGAACAGGGAUGUAAAAUCUACAUCCAACGCUAUACAGCAAUGUGCCACAGCUUUUAUUUAAUUAGGUGUGUUUUCAAAUAAGAUAAUUGCUUCUAGUACUGAGGAGCAAAGCUCAGCUUAUUCUGAAAAUGUUUUUAUUCCCUCAUGGAAUGUUAAGGCAUGAACUGUAUGUAAAUAAAUAUGUGAAUAAAUUA